Molecule: messenger RNA, 1359 nt
Organism: Candidozyma auris
Lineage: Eukaryota; Fungi; Ascomycota; Pichiomycetes; Serinales; Metschnikowiaceae
Exons: 1
Coding region: 1-1359 (452 amino acids)
Biological process (GO): transmembrane transport
Cellular component (GO): membrane
Molecular function (GO): transmembrane transporter activity
Source: RefSeq, a predicted model, not a curated record
AUGCUCUUCUCGUUGUUUGCGCUGUCCCUUCACAACUCCGUGGGUCUCACAUACACGGAAAUCAAUGUGAUCGUCUCGCUUUCUGCCGUCGGCAUGUACUUGUGUUUGCCCAUUUUGGGCUAUUUGGCUGAUUGCUAUGGGCCUGCGUUGUUGUCGUUGAUUUCGAUUUGGGCGUUUUGUCCGGCGUAUUUUGUCAAUGCCUUGCUUGUCAACUCGGUGCGGUCCAUUCAUCUAGAGGAGCCGUUUGCUGAGCUCAAUAAGAUGGGCGUACUUGUCAUGGCGUUUAGUUUCUGUUUCAUAGGCUUGGCGACGUCGUCGUUGUAUUUUUCAAGCUUGCUUACGUGCGCCAAAAUCUAUCCUGACCACAAGGCGUUGGCGAUCUCAUUGCCGGUGAGCUGCUAUGGGAUUUCUUCGUUGAUAGGCGCCCAGCUCAUGAAAAUUCCCUACUUCCACGACGAAGAAAGCAAAGAGCUCGACUUGGAGCGUGUGUUCAUGUUCUUUGCCGUGUUGUAUUUGUUCAUGGGCGCUCUCAACUUUGUAUCCAAUUCGAUUGUGUCCAUCGAGACUGAUAUUAUUUUUGGAGACGAGGAGCCCUUGAUUCCGGACUCCGAGGCGGUCUCUCCAUCUGGAAGUGACGAGGAGGCUGCUGGUGAAGCCGAGACAAACGAGCUUCUCCCUCAGAGAUCAAAUAUCGAGCCCGUGGACCAUAAAGCUCGGUACAUCAGGUUUCUCAAGGAUAAGUCGGCUUGGGUGUUGCUCGUAUCGCUAUUACUCAACAUUGGUCCUAUGGAGAGCUUCCAGAACAAUUUGGGCUCGAUAAUAGGCUCUACCACAGGCGGUAAAGGCAUUUUGGCCGACGAAGUGUCGGUGAUUGCACUUCUGUCCACAGCCAUAAGACUUGUCAUAGGUGUCGUUGCAGACUACAUUUCCAGCAGUAAAAGACGGUAUCCAAUAUGUAAAGUGUGGUUGAUGGUGGCGCUAAUUUUGGUUGGAGUUGUCGCCCAAGGCGCUGUAAUUUAUGGUUUCGACUUCACAACGAUAUCCAUUCUCAGCGGGAUCUGCUACGGCGGUCUUUUCACCAUCUACCCUACAAUCAUUGCGUCUGUGUGGGGCGUCGACCUCAUGGGCUCUACAUGGGGGUCUUUCAUGGUGGCGCCGGCCAUUGGCAGCAUUCUGUACUCGCUUUUGCACGGCAAUCAAAUGGACAGCUGCAAAAACCGAGGAAAUUACGAGCAUGGAAGCGAUGGGUGUCUCGUUCACUACUUUGAGAUCACCGGAGUGAGCAUGAUGUUGAGUUUGAUCUUCGUGUUGAUCGCCUGGCGGGCGUUUUGGUGGAAGCGAGGCUUGUGCUGUUUCUAG